AUGGCUUCUUCGGCCAGCGCAGCCCCAAGUACAGAGGACAACUGCCGCAGGAAGCCCCGCCUCGCAGCCUCGCUACAGAUCAGUCCCUGGAAGCCCUCGGCCAGUGUGGGCCAAGAGCCCUGGGAGCCGGUGUCCACCCCAAGAGCGGAGGACCGCGGCGGGAAGGCGCAGCCUCAGGCUUUGGCGGCGGGGGAUGGGCUGUUGGGAGACUUCCAGGAGGGGGAGGACAAGAAAGAGGAGAAAGAAGGCCGAGGGCAGAGCCUGCAACUCAGAGACCCACCCCCGGGCCAGGCGGAAGCCUUGCUGGUGCAGUAUGCUGCCAGUCUGGGUGUCUCCCUGAUCUUCCGGGAGGACCAGAUGACAGACCCUGCCUUCCCGUUCUCUGUGUAUGCUGAACUGGAUGGGGUCAUCUGCCCCACGGGCACAGCCAACAGCAAGAUAGAAGCCAAGCAGAAGGCUGCUCUCUCUGCCCUCUGCUACGUCAGGAGUCAGCUAGAGAGCCCAGAGCCUCUGCAGACCCCCAACAGGCCUCCAGCCACCUCCCAGAGUGUAGAGAACAUCCUGACCCAUGAGCAGCGCUGUGCGGCCGUGGUCAGUGCUGGUUUUGACCGCCUGGUGGAGGAGAACUCACCAUACCGGGCCUGCAAGGGCACCGUGGCCGCUGUCAUCCUGGAGCGAGAGGUCCCCGGUGCCAAGGGCCAUGCCAAAGAGAUCUACGAGCUGGUGGCACUGGGUACAGGCAGCAGCAGCUGUGCGGGCCGGCUGGCAUUCUCGGGCCGGCAGCUCCACGACUGCCAUGCCCUGGUGGUGGCCCGGCGGGCCCUGCUGAGGUUCUUGUUCAGGCAGCUUCUGCUGGCCACGCAGGGCGGCCCCAAGGGCAAGGAGCGGUCCGUGCUGGCCCCCCAGCCUGGGCCCGGACCCCCCUUUGCCCUCAAGCCUCGGAUCUUCCUGCACCUCUACAUCAGCAAUACGCCCAAGGGAGCCGCCCACGACAUCUGGUAUGCCUUGUCCUUGGAGGACGGCGGCCAGCAGAGUCCCGCUUUGCGCCUGCAGGCGCACGUGCUCGGGGAGCUGAAGCCUGUGUGCUACCUGGCCCCGGCGUUGCUGCACACCCACGUGGGCUGCCUGUCGGCCAGUGACAAGCUGGCACGUUGGGCUGUCCUGGGGCUGGGCGGUGCCCUGCUGGCCCACUUCCUGCCGCCCCUCUACGCCACCAGCCUGGUCCUAGCUGACCCCUGCCACGAUCCCCCGACUCUGGACAGGGCCAUCCACACUCGGCCCACCCUAGACAGGGUGCCAGGGCCGGGCCUGCCCCCUCCCUACAGCCGCACCACGCUGCACCUGUUUACGGGGCCCCUGGUGGCUCCCUCUGAUCCCAUCCCCAGCACCUGCCAAAGCCUGAGCCUCAACUGGAGCCUGGGGGACUCUGAUGUCGAGGUUGUGGAUGUGGCCACUGGGCGUGUGAAGGACGAUGGGGCCCCUGGGCCACCCUCCCGCCUCUGCAAAGCGGCCUUUCUCCGGGCUUUCCGCCAGGCCGCCCAGGCUCUUGGGAAGUCCCACCUCCUAGCCCUGAGCACCUACGAGGCGGCCAAGGCUGGGCCCUACCAGGAUGCCCGCCAGCAGCUAUCUCUCCUCCUGGACCAGCAGGGCCUGGGAGCUUGGCCUUCCAAGUCGUUGGUGGGCAAAUUCAGAAAUUGA
Condylura cristata (star-nosed mole) is the source of this 1698-nucleotide messenger RNA. It is a transcript of the gene ADAD2, whose product is annotated as adenosine deaminase domain containing 2. Gene Ontology annotation, cellular component: nucleolus; cytoplasm. The record is from RefSeq and is a predicted model, not a curated record. The transcript is spliced from 11 exons. Gene Ontology annotation, molecular function: tRNA-specific adenosine deaminase activity; double-stranded RNA adenosine deaminase activity; double-stranded RNA binding. NCBI's taxonomy places the organism in Eukaryota, Metazoa, Chordata, Mammalia, Eulipotyphla, Talpidae. Bases 1 to 1698 code for a protein of 565 amino acids. Gene Ontology annotation, biological process: RNA processing; adenosine to inosine editing.